Molecule: messenger RNA, 3288 nt
Organism: Salvelinus namaycush (lake trout)
Lineage: Eukaryota; Metazoa; Chordata; Actinopteri; Salmoniformes; Salmonidae
Exons: 4
Coding region: 26-691 (221 amino acids)
Source: RefSeq, a predicted model, not a curated record
GGAGGCCCUGAGGUCUGUGCAGCGCAUGGAGGCCAGGAAGAAUGCCUCUCUCCCCAGGGACCACAGGGAGCACCCCAGACCAUCAGACUGUAGAGGCAGAACUACAGCUCCCUCUCUGCUCAGAGGUUACAGCUGGCCCGCACCCCUUCACACCUCUCAGCCGUCCCAGGAGGAGGAGAAGCAGGAGGAGGUGGUAGAAGCGGAGGAAGGAGAGGAGAGGUAUGCGGGGCAUGAAAUGGAGGUGGAGAUUGGGAGUAAUCAACCGGGAGUGCCAGACUCAGGGAGGAGCUACAGUAGCUAUGCCAGCCAGAGCAGUGGCAGGGGGAGUCUGGAGCCUCCCAAUGGGUGCCUGUCCAUCUGCCUGUCCCCAACCCUCACCAGCUCUCCUGAGACCAUCGAGGAGAUACAGGGGAACACAGAGGAGACACGCCUACAGGACAUGGAGGCAUUGAAAAGGAGAAAGGCCUCAGUGGAUAAGAAUUAUGAGUGGGACUCAACUGAUGUGUCCAUUCAGCCAGGAGAUCAAGACCUUGAAGGCACAAGCCUGUUCUCCUCAGUGAGUCUACUGAAGUCUACUCCCAGCAUGCACCAUUCCAGGAAGGGCCUCAAAGAGUCAGUCCAAUUCCAGGGUCAUCACCAUGAGACCAGCCGCUACUCAGACCCCGAGCCAGACAAUCCCAUCUAUACCUAAGUCUUCCACCAACAAUGUGAAAAUAGAGUGCCAUCGUCAGUAUGGCUGUACAGUCAUCAACCUCUCAACCAUCUGACUGACUGGACUCUGGUGGACGCUCAGGACUGAAUAAAGAAUUGGCUGUUGUUGUUCAGAGCUGUACCUACCGAAGAGGACUUUUACCACUGAUUUACAAGAGCUAGUAGUUACAUUGAUUGAUCUCUGCUUCUUGUAUGGAAUACUACAUUUAUGGUACCAAGUCAGUGAACAAGCAGGUACAAUAUUUGGUCUGCCUUGCUCAUCAUCAUGGUGCUGACUAUAAUCAAUACAAUAAUCAUACUCUUGGACUCACGGAAGAACAGUUGGAGAUUAUUUUUAUUGCUUUGAGAAAAGGCAAACCACCACUGGGCUGGCACUUUGUUCCACUGCUGACACUUUGUUCCAACACUUUCAACGUUUGACAGAACUCUGACGGAUGAUCAAUUUUCUGUGAGAUGGAGAGGGACAGCGAGCAAGAGAGAGCAAGAGAGAGCGAGAGAGAGAGAGAUAGAGAGAGAGAGAGAGAGAGAGAGAGAGAGAGAGAGAGCUUGACAGCUUGACAUGGCAGGAUAACAGGACUGAUGGACAUUGUGCAGAAGAAGUAGGCUGCAUCAUGCCUUUUUCACAAGUAGUUUUUUUCCACAGGCCUGGCCUAGUGUGACAGCAUCUGCAGUACAACCCUGAGCUCUGAGUAAACAAUCAAUACUAUUACCCCAGGAGGUUAACUCACUAGGGAUGAUCAGAUGUAGCUAUAGAUCACACUAUGAAGAACCACUCCUUUCUUUUCUACCCAUAUUCUCAAGAUGUAGCAAAUCUAAUUUCCCUCUGUUUUUAAUCUCAUUGAUGUUGUGCAAUGUUUGUACUGUCAAUAGAUUUUUUUGUACUCAGAGUGCAGUAGUUCUUUUGUGUGUGAAUGAGGAGGGUAAGGGUUUGGCUGGUAAUAAUCGCCUGUUGCUGGGAUAAAUGAAGGCCAUUUUUUUUCACCAACCUUGUGUAAAAUGAGACUGAUAAUCAGUGAGCAUUAGCGGCAAGAUAUUGUUUGCCAUGUCUAAUUUGGAGAUUGAAACCUAAAUGGGAUUUUUUCAAUCAGUCUAUCUCUUAGUCAUCCGAGUCAGGGAGGGAGAUGAGAAUUCACAGCAUGUCAGAGGAGUUAAUUAGGUUCUAGAAUGCCUUCCAGCACAACGUCUGGUGAGAAAGGAGAGGAGGGGAGCUGGGGAUGUGAAUGCCUUUUGAGCUGUACUCACUCUGUUAUCAGUUUACAACGGCAGAUCACCCCACUUACCCUCCAUUUUAAUUUCAACACUCAUUUUGUACACAGAAAUGACUUCCAGAGAAAUGUCAGUUUGCCCACUUAAGGUUUUAUAUACGUUCUAUGGCACCCAAUAGCAAUACACUGCCAAUAUACUGUACAUUCAUUAUUUUCCUCAGACUGAAUGCAAAUGCAGCAAAAAGCAUGACAAGAAAUGUAUUGCUACUUUGCUAUUGUAAAGGAACACAUUGGGAUUGUAAACAAAUUAUAAAGGUGAACUAUUUUCCAGGUUUUUGUGCACUUAAGAUAUAUUUGUUUUUAUACAGAAAAUUAUUCAGUGUUUUGUAUAGACUGACUAUAGUGUAUGAGUUUGUAUGUUUUGUGCUUUGUUUACUGAUUAUGUACUACUUACUGUACAAUGUAUCCUAUUUGUAUCCAAAUAUUUUCCAGAGAACUGAAGAUUAAAUACUUGUUCUAUACAUGUUUUAUUCAGUACCCCAAAGCAAUUAGCUGGCUUUUUCAAAUUAUAAUUCAAAUGAACAUUUACUACUUAAACACAUUACCAUAAACCUGAAGUUGGAUAUGUUUACAUUAAAUAACAUUUUAUAUUUAACUAGGCAAGUCAGUUAAGAACAAAUUCUUAUUUACAAUAACGGCCUACCCCGGCCAAACCUGGACGACGCUGGGCCAAUUGUGCGCCGCGCUAAGGGACUCCCAAUCACAGCCGGAUGUAAUACAGCCUGGAUUCAUACCAGGGACUGUAGCGACGCCUCUUGGACUGAGAUGCAGUGCCUUAGACUGCCUUUCAUGUAGUUGUGCUUUUUCUCCAUCAGAAGUGUUCCCUCUGUCUGGAAGAGGACGUCAUUAUAAAGCCAUUAACGGGUCAUGAUGCAGUAGAUAACCCUUCCAUCUGUUAGGCCUAUAUGUCUGAAGGACCUACCUCUUCCACUAGGGUGUUUUGUUACCCAGCACAUUGAUCACUGUGUAUUCACCGACUCAUAGAACAACAAUGAACAAACUUCAAACUUUGAGGCCUUUGUUUAUCAGUAUGUGUAACAUUUGAUGGGGAGGUUUAAUUUAAUUUUCACUUUCACUGAGCCAUGCUUUAGAACAGUUAUCGAACAACGACCACAAAAGGAAAGGGAAUUGCCAUGGAACACAUAAAACAAGCGUAUUCUUUUUCAAACAUUUUUUUCUGAGGAAAAUUACAGACAGUGAUUUAUCCUAUUUCUUCAAAAAGAUCCAUUAUGUAAAACAAUGAUUUUGUCACGCCCUGACCUUAGAGAUCCUUAUUUAUUCUCUAUGUUUGGUUUGGUCAGGGUGUGACUCG